AGGCUGAGGUGUCUUGAUAAUCAGAGUUCGUACUCCAAGGAGAAGCCCCCAAGACCAACAGUAUUGGAUAUAAUUGAAAGAGGAAGUUCUCCUCAACCUCCAGAGAAUGUGGACCGGAUAUAAGAUCUUAAUCUUUUCUUAUCUGACUACAGAAAUCUGGAUGGAAAAUCAUUAUUUAUCUCAAAGAGAAGUGAACCUUGGAGACUAUUUCACUAGGAAUCACACCAUUUUGGAAGGUACUCGAUUCAAAAGAGCCAUUUUCCAAGGGCAGUACUGUAGAACUUUUGGUUGUUGUGAAGACAGAGAUGAUGGCUGUGUUACUGAGUUCUAUGAAGCAAAUGCAUUGUGUUACUGUGAUAAAUUCUGUGAAAGGGAAAAUUCUGAUUGCUGUCCUGAUUACAAGUCCUUUUGCCACGAAGAGAAAGAAUGGCCUCCUCACACACAGCCUUGGUACCCAGAAGGUUGCUUCAGAGAUGGUCAACAUUAUGAAGAAGGAUCAGUAAUUAAGGAAAAUUGCAACUCCUGCACAUGCUCAGGACAGCAGUGGAAAUGUUCCCAGCACACGUGCCUUGUUCGUCCAGAGUUAAUUGAACAUGUCAAUCAAGGAGACUAUGGAUGGACAGCGCAGAACUACAGCCAAUUCUGGGGAAUGACUUUAGAAGAAGGUUUCAAAUUUCGCCUUGGCACCUUGCCACCCAGCCCCAUGCUUCUGAGCAUGAAUGAGAUGACAGCUUCUUUACCUGCCAAGACAGAUCUUCCAGAAUUUUUUAUUGCUUCUUAUAAGUGGCCUGGAUGGACUCAUGGGCCAUUGGAUCAAAAAAAUUGUGCUGCAUCCUGGGCAUUUUCCACCGCAAGUGUGGCAGCUGACAGAAUAGCAAUUCAGUCUAAGGGUCGAUACACAGCCAAUCUGUCCCCUCAGAAUUUGAUCUCGUGCUGUCCUAAGAACCGUCAUGGAUGCAACAGUGGAAGCAUUGACAGGGCCUGGUGGUACCUGAGAAAACGUGGACUGGUAUCUCAUGCCUGCUAUCCACUUUUUAAGGACCAAAAUAACACCAAUAAUAUCUGUGCCAUGGCUAGUAGGUCUGAUGGGCGGGGAAAAAGGCAUGCCAUCAAGCCAUGUCCCAACAGCAUAGAGAAGUCUAACAGGAUUUACCAAUGCUCUCCUGCAUACAGAGUGUCUUCCAAUGAAACUGAGAUAAUGAUGGAAAUCAUGCAAAAUGGACCAGUUCAAGCCAUAAUGCAAGUCCACGAGGAUUUCUUUUACUAUAAGACAGGGAUAUAUAGACAUGUUACCAGCACAAAUGAAGAAUCAGAAAAAUAUCGAAAAUUUCGGACACAUGCAGUCAAACUUACUGGAUGGGGCAUACUGAGAGGAGCACAUCAGAAGAAAGAAAAAUUUUGGAUUGCUGCCAAUUCCUGGGGAAAGUCAUGGGGAGAGAAUGGCUAUUUUAGGAUUCUUCGUGGAGUAAAUGAAUCUGACAUUGAAAAGUUGAUUAUUGCAGCUUGGGGCCAACUGACAAGUUCAGAUGAACCAUAACAUAUUAAAUUUCCAUAAGGCCAUGCAUUUAAGUAACUUCUUAAAUUGAAGUUUCACAAU
Marmota flaviventris (yellow-bellied marmot) is the source of this 1597-nucleotide messenger RNA. RefSeq names its product tubulointerstitial nephritis antigen (gene Tinag). Gene Ontology annotation, molecular function: cysteine-type peptidase activity. NCBI's taxonomy places the organism in Eukaryota, Metazoa, Chordata, Mammalia, Rodentia, Sciuridae. Gene Ontology annotation, biological process: proteolysis. The record is from RefSeq and is a predicted model, not a curated record.